This is a messenger RNA of Cygnus atratus (black swan), 3393 nucleotides long. RefSeq names its product RH-like protein. The record is from RefSeq and is a predicted model, not a curated record. Gene Ontology annotation, molecular function: ammonium channel activity. Gene Ontology annotation, biological process: ammonium transmembrane transport; ammonium homeostasis. The coding region runs from base 1 to 1224 and encodes 407 amino acids. The transcript is spliced from 10 exons. Gene Ontology annotation, cellular component: plasma membrane. Lineage: Eukaryota; Metazoa; Chordata; Aves; Anseriformes; Anatidae.
AUGCCUUCUAAUUACCGCAGCUUCCGAAAAAGUGUGCCGUGGCUAAUCCUUUUUCUGGAAACUGUUUUCGUCAUCCUCUUCUACUUUUUGUUCUCAGGUUACAAUGCCUCCAUCUCAAACAUUUCCUACACAGAUUUUCAAGAUGUCAACAACAUGGUGAUUUUUGGAUUUGGCUUUUUCCUGGCGUUUCUAAAAAGAUACAGCUUUAGCAGCACAGGAUUCAACCUCCUCGUUAUUGUACUUGGUGUCCAGUGCUCCAUUCUGAUGGAAGGUUUAUUGGUUCUCCUCCUCCAAGAAGCAAAGGAAGGUGGUCUGAAAAUCAUAACAACGGCUGUUGUGAGUAUGACUGCUGUGGUCAUCUCCAGUGGAGCAGUUCUUGGGAAAACUAAUCCUAUACAAUUAAUUGUGAUGACAGUUGUAGAGGUAAUAGUUUUCCAUGUGAGCAGAUGGAUCAACAAGCGAUUCCUGCAGGUUCCAGACAACCUCAGCAUGAUGCACGUUCACCUGUUUGGAGCCUACUUUGGUCUGGCAGUCUCCUCACAUUUCUCUGAGCCAUCACCAAGGUCUGAGAAGAAUGCAAGUACCCCGAAGUCGGAUUUAUUGUCAAUGUUGGGCACUCUCUUUCUUUGGGUAUUCUGGCCAAGCUUCAAUUCUGUACUAGCUGAUGCAGACAAGACCAAAGCAAUCUACAACACCUACUUUGCACUUGCAGUGAGUGCUGUAACUGCCUUCACCUUGUCUGUUCUCACCACAAAGGAUGGAAAAUUCAGAAUGACUCAUGUCCACAGUGCAGCACUAGCGGGUGGGGUUACUGUUUGUUAUGCAGCAGAGAGUAUUGACUAUCCCUGGAUUGCAAUGAUUUUGGGUCUGCUUGCCAGUCUGAUAACCAUAUUAGGAUCUUUCUGUUUACAGAGAUACUUGAAUCCUGCUCUCAAGAUUCAUGAUGCAUCUGGAGUUCAUUUCACUUUUGGCUUGCCUGGUUUACUUGGAGCUGUUGCCCAGGUUGUUCUCUUAGUAAUAAAAAAAUGGACUGUUUUACCAAGCCUGGGUUAUGUGGUCAUGAUUUACAUCGGUGCCUUCUGCCUGACCAUCAGUGUUGCCUUGAUAACAGGUUUUAUUACAGGUUUAAUCUUAAACUUCAAACUGUUGAAGAUCAUCCCUGUAUCAAAGUAUUUUGAAGACCACUUUUAUUGGGAGUUUCCCCAUUUGGCUGUUGGAUUUUGAAUGGAUGAACCCACAUGAAAGAUCGACCAAGAGAAGGUCACUAGAUAAAAUGAGUAACUAUGAUGGGAUGAAAGAGCAAUCAAUUAUCAAUUCUCAUGCUCAAAAAAGCCUUCCCACACAAAAGUUUGGUAACAAACUGUUCUAGUUAUUCUUGAAAGACCAGGCUGUAAAUUUACAGAUGCAAAAGUUAUUGUGCAUUUAGCUUUUCUGCUUUAAUGGUCUUGCCUUAAAUAGUUUGUAGAACACAUACAAAAAAGUUUGCUGCAUUCAUCGCUGUAAUGGCUUAUCAGUGAAAAUGCUUAGAAAUUUUUAGAAAGCUAUUUUUAACUCCCCAGUUUAAAAGCCAAAAUAUGUAUUUUAAUAUUAUGUGUACAGGGAGUACACUUACUCUGAUGUAGCGAAGUGUUAAAGUGCUUGUUUUUAAGCUAAAUUCUGUUAGAGGCCUUGUAAAGCAAGGAUUUAAUGACUGAGCUGGAUCUGGGCCAGAACUCUGCAUCUUGCCAGACUGAACUCUUGAGUUACCUGACUGCCUGAAGAAAAAUCUACACUUGCGUGGUUCAGGCUAGCUCUCUGGAUGUUCAAACGGCAAGAAAUUAAAUUGUUCUGCUUGUGGAUGACAUCACUGAAAUCAACAGCAUCAUUACUCAUUACUUCCGGAACAAGCCUUAGAACACUAUUCUUGAGCAGCGACAGUCUGCACAUGGUCAGCUAUCCAAAAGGCUCUGGCUGCUGUAAAGCCGUGAAUGUCAGUCAGAGAAUGAGGGAAUAGUCCUUCCUUGGGUAUUCCCAUUUGUUUGGAUAGGGCUGGUUAUGCGAUAAAUUUAACUGGAUUAGGCCUAAUUUUGUGCAACAAGCUUCAUGGUACCAAUGCUAAAACCCAAUUUCCAAAGUGUCUCACGCUGAAUUUUGAUGUUUUCUUUUUUCAUAUUUUUAAAAAGUGGUUUGUUUUUUUAAACAUUUUAAGGAACAUUAUAUAGAGCUUCUACGCUGUAGAUACAAGAAUUGGUAAUAGCACAUACUAUUUUUUUUGUACUGGAUGGAUGGUCAACUUGGAAAAGUAAAAGAUUUUAGAAUGUAUUGAUUUAAGACUGCCAGUAAGAUGUUUUAAAGGCCUUACUUUUGAUUUGAAUGGAACACAGCACAUACCUGUUUGCAGAGGACUUCAGCUGAGACAAGCAGGGGCUUUGGUCCAUGAGCUACAGCCUCACUGUGCAGAAGAUUCUGUGUAAACAAACCCCUUUUUUAUGGAUUACAAUCCUGUGUUUCUUCAUUAUUUCCAAAUAGUUGAUAUGUAAGUUCUUACAUAAUUAAAAAAGUCAGGCUUUGAUUGUUUUUAUUUAUUCAGCACACUUGCUUAAAAAUGAAGUAAUGAGGGGAAAAUUGCAACACUGAAAACAAAGGGUAAGUUCUUUGUUCACUGUAGCAAUGUAUGCUGACCUCAACUCGUUUAUUAAGAGAAUAAGCAAAGUAGAUCACUGCAAUUAAAGGAAGUGUGAGACAGGUUUCAAAGUUACUCAGAGCAAGUGCCAGUUUUUCUUAAUCCCAGCUCACAAAAUAGCCAGUGAUCUUACUUAUUUUACCAACUGCAUGCAGCUUCCAUCAGCUUACAGUGCUAUUCAGCUUGAUACAUAUGCACUUACACACUUGCAUUAUUUCACAUUUAGUGCACUCCUGCAAUCCAAGCUGAACUUGUAUAUUCAGUAUUUUACUUUUCAGCAAUGAAACAAACAUAACUUCUGCAAUGCAAAGUUCUUCUGAUGUUUUCUAGCAGAAGUCAUUUUACGGAAUCGGAUUUUAUCCCCCCCUUUCCUCCACAUCUUUUUGCUCAGCGAUUUCUUGAGCAAGUAGCCAAAAUGUAUGUAGAGGAAGGGGUAAAAUAGCUCUUCCUGUAUCUCACUGUUCACGUGAGUAUGCUUACGGGAUCAGAAUUCUCCCUGGUAGUGACUGUCCCUGGUCUAACUCCCAGCUGAAGAGUAUUCUUCCCUCAUUUUUAUUGUUGUUAGGAAAUAGCUUACAGCAAGCUUUGUGGAUGAACUACCUACAGCUAGAGCAACUAUAUAAUUUAUACUUGUGCCUCUACAAUGUCAUCCACAGCAACAGUAAAUUAUUUACCAGUGACUCUCUCAAUAUCACCAUAGAAUAAAUGAAAUACUCAAGGGGGAAAAAAGU